Molecule: messenger RNA, 1192 nt
Organism: Thalassophryne amazonica
Lineage: Eukaryota; Metazoa; Chordata; Actinopteri; Batrachoidiformes; Batrachoididae
Product: cytidine deaminase-like
Exons: 5
Coding region: 119-730 (203 amino acids)
Cellular component (GO): cytosol
Molecular function (GO): zinc ion binding; cytidine deaminase activity
Source: RefSeq, a predicted model, not a curated record
UGAAAUAUUUUAAAAUUUAAACUGUUGCAUUUAUAAUUUUGUUCAGUAUUGUUUCUUUCCCUAAAUUGUUUUUGUGUGUCACUGAUCUGGGAAAAGAAAAAAAAAUGCCCCACCAACCAUGACAUAUUGGCUCAUGACAGCUUGCAGCAUAGACACCCACAUGAUUGGCUGUGAUAGCACCCUGCCCCCUUCUCAUUUUAAGCUGUGUCAAAACACUCACAGCCUCAAACAGAGCUCAACCAACACAAGAAGAAGCAUGGACCAAGUCAAGUCAGGAGGCAAUCUGAUGGCUAUUAAAGAGCAGGAUUCAGGAGAGUUAUCCCAGGAAACCAUCCAAGAGCUGAUCCACCAGUCCCAAGAGGCAAAGAAGUACUCCUACUGCUCUUACAGCAAAUUCAGAGUAGGAUGUGCUCUGCUGACCCUCGACAACCACGUGUUCACAGGUUGCAACGUGGAAAAUGCAUGUUACAACCUGGGUCUGUGCGCAGAGAGGAAUGCAAUGUCUACGGCGGUGGCACAAGGCCACACAGCUUUCAAGGCAAUUGCCAUUUCAAGUGACAUGAAGGACCAAUUCAUCUAUCCGUGUGGUGGCUGCAGGCAGUUCAUGAGAGAGUUUGGGUCCAGUUGGAAUGUGUACAUGUCGAAGCCUGAUGGCUCAUACCUGAAGAUGAGCGUGAGCCAACUGCUGCCACACUCGUUUGGCCCAGAUGACCUGACCAUGAAAAAGUAACCGACAUUACCAAUUAAAUACAAUUAAGUCAAAAUAAUUACAAAGUUUCAAUGUUAAUUACAUAUUUAAACAAAUAUGUAUUGUAAAAUAUCAGCAAACACAUAAUGUUGACCCUCAGACUGUUAACCUGGAAAAAAUAUUUGAAUGUUUCUUGCUCUAAAUUAGUGAUUGUUUGAACUAGAUUAACACAAUGAAGUCUGUUAUUGCAUAUAAUAAAUUUAUUAUGUUAAAAACAUGAAAGAAAACAUCACAUCAUAUCCAGUCAAAUUCAUGUACCUAUUUUAAUAAAUAGAACGCCUGUAAAAUAUGGUUUUCUGCACAAGUUGUAUAUAAUUUAUCACAGCUGAACAGAAAUAAUGCAAUACAGGAAGAGGAUUUAUAACAGUGUAAGUAUGCUGUACUAUAAAUAUUUGAUGAGCAGCAAAUUAUCCAUUUAUAAUGUCAAGAGGGAGUGAAACAUUA